UUACAAAAAAAAAAAAAAAGCUCAAAAAUUGUUCCAACAAUGGCUUCCUUACAAGCUUCAUCUCUCCUCUUAGCUUCCUCUUCUUCAAGAACAAGAAGAAUUUCCCAAGCCGCAAUUCACGUCCCAAAGCUUCCUAAUCUCCGAAUCUCAGCUUCCAGACUAUCAAAAACUUCCACCGCCUCCGUUAAAAUGAUUGAAGAACUCUGUUUAAACCAACCCAUUAUUAAUGUGAUUCCCUCAGAAUCCCCUUUCAAAUCACAGCUUCAAGCCAUCUUAGACGCCGUAGCCGACCGUGUCGAAAUGCACAACAACAUCCGCCAACAGCGAGACAAUUGGAAUUCACUUUUCCUUAAUUCCAUCAACAUGAUCACUCUCACCGCUUCCGCCCUCUCCGCUGCUGCACCCGCCGUCGGUGCCCUCGGAGCUCCUCUUUUGGCUCUGAAAUUGUCAUCGGCUCUGCUUUUCUCUGCUGCAACAGGGAUGUUGGUGAUGGUGAACAAAAUUCAACCCUCUCAACUGGCUGAGGAGCAGCGAAAUGCGGCUAGAUUAUUCAAGCUACUCCAAUCCCAAAUUCAAAGCUUGAUUAUGACUGGAGCUCCCACUCAAAUGGACGUCGAUUCCGCCAUGGAAAAAGUGUUGGCGCUCGAUAAAGCAUACCCACUUCCUUUACUUGGCGUAAUGCUUGAAAAAUUUCCCAAAACACUCGAGCCGGCUUCGUGGUGGCCCAAUUCUUCUAACGAUUAUGAAUCUCAGACGAAGGACGAAAAGGCCCAUUUUGAUGGAAAGCAACGUCGAGAUUCCAAUGGGUGGAGCGAUGAACUUGAGGCCGAAAUGAGAGAGGUCGUUGAAAUCGUAAAGACAAAAGACGCUGAAGACUACGUCAGACUUGGGAAUUUAGUUUUGAAGGUUAAUAAAACAUUGGCAAUAUCGGGCCCUGUUCUCACCGGCCUUGCGGCUUUGAGCUCUGCUUUUGUGGGUGAUUGGUCAUCGGCAGGGAUGGUGGUGGCGGCGGCGGCCGGAUCUUUGGCAGCCGCCGUGAAUGCGUUAGAGCAUGGUGGGCAAGUUGGAAUGGUGUUUGAGAUGUAUAGAAACUCCGCCGGCUUCUUUGGGCUACUGGAAGAAUCGAUUAAAGGGACGCUUGAGGAGAAGGAUUGGGAGAAGAGGGAAAAUGGGCACGUGUUUGAAAGGAAAGUGGCUUUGAAAUUGGGGAGAAGCUUAUCUCAGCUCAGACAAUUGGCUACCAAAUCAGCUGCAGCAAGAGAAGAGGGGAUUUCCAUAGAUGAAUUUGCCAGCAAGCUUUUUUGAUUUAUUUUUUCUUUUGAAGUUCUGAUUCUUUAUUCUUUGAG
Messenger RNA from Benincasa hispida (wax gourd), 1346 nucleotides. NCBI's taxonomy places the organism in Eukaryota, Viridiplantae, Streptophyta, Magnoliopsida, Cucurbitales, Cucurbitaceae. The record is from RefSeq and is a predicted model, not a curated record.